AUGCGUUAUGGGUUCAGCAUCGAGUUACAUCCCGCUUUAAAGAGGCCUUAUCUUUUUAUCUCCCGAUACAGUCGCCACAUCGGAGCGGCCGGCGCGGGUAUCCUCGAGGACACAAAGCGGAACAAAGAGACGAGCAAAACUGCGCCGAUGACGGGCGGUCCAUUUAUCAUCGCGAGGAGUUAUGACGGCGCACGCGAAACAUCCACGCAGCAAGUGCCGACAAAUCCAGAACAGCGUGGUGACACGGGGCAAGUCGAGAGUUUUGUACAGUGGCCCGUAGACGCCUUACAUCAAAACAGGCGAGGAGAUGGGGGGGGGGGAGAGGCGCGGGAGGGCCUGUGGGGCGUGAACGGGGCGUAUGGUGCAGCCUGCAACUCGCCUCCCGCCUUGCACUCGCUGCACCGACGGAGCACACAAUCAUCCAAACCUCCAAACACCUUCCGACGUCUAUUGAAGAUGAACAUCGCUCUUGACCUUGAGAGCUACAUGUUCGAUUAU
Molecule: messenger RNA, 498 nt
Organism: Iphiclides podalirius (scarce swallowtail)
Lineage: Eukaryota; Metazoa; Arthropoda; Insecta; Lepidoptera; Papilionidae
Source: the annotation of a GenBank genome assembly